Chaetomium globosum CBS 148.51 is the source of this 621-nucleotide messenger RNA. RefSeq lists its product as uncharacterized. Gene Ontology annotation, molecular function: GTPase activity; GTP binding. Lineage: Eukaryota; Fungi; Ascomycota; Sordariomycetes; Sordariales; Chaetomiaceae. Bases 1 to 621 code for a protein of 206 amino acids. Gene Ontology annotation, biological process: protein secretion; protein localization to plasma membrane; regulation of exocytosis. The record is from RefSeq and is a predicted model, not a curated record. Gene Ontology annotation, cellular component: endosome; plasma membrane. The transcript is spliced from 3 exons.
AUGUCGUCGAGCAACAGAAACUACGAUUUCUUGAUCAAGCUGCUGCUGAUCGGAGACUCGGGCGUGGGCAAAUCAUGCUGCCUGCUACGCUUUAGCGAGGACUCUUUCACCCCCUCCUUUAUUACGACCAUCGGCAUCGACUUCAAGAUCCGGACAAUCGAGCUCGAUGGCAAGCGGGUAAAACUUCAGAUCUGGGACACGGCCGGGCAGGAGCGGUUCCGGACCAUCACGACAGCGUACUACCGGGGCGCCAUGGGUAUCCUGCUGGUAUACGACGUCACCGAUGAGAGGUCAUUCAACAACAUCCGCACGUGGUUUGCCAACGUGGAGCAGCACGCGACAGAAGGCGUCAACAAGAUCCUGAUCGGCAACAAGUGCGACUGGGAGGAGAAGCGGGUGGUGUCAACGGAGCGGGGCCAGCAACUGGCCGACGAGCUGAACAUCCCUUUCCUCGAGGUUUCGGCCAAGACCAACAACAACAUCGACAAGGCCUUUUACAGCCUCGCCGCCGACAUCAAGAAGCGCAUCAUCGACACAUCCAAGCCAGACCAGGCGGGGUCUGGGCCGGCGGUGAAUGUCGGUGAGCAGAGCGGGGCCGGUGGCGGUGGGAAGUGCUGUUAG